UAGCAUCGAUCCUUCGAUCACCAUGAGUUUCAGAAGAAGUUAGCUGCCGAUCUAGGAAGAAACAAGCUUAAUUAACCGAUCGAUCGAGUUGGAGGAAGAAGAACGCCAUGAGGGCUGGCAUGGAGAAAUCGAAGGUCGUCAAGGGCACUGCUCCUGCUCAAGCUGCGGUAGCCGCCGCCGGAGACGAAGCAAGGGAGCUGCCUCCGGGCCGAGAACAUCACCUUCUCCCUGCUCCACUGCAAGAUAUGGGGGAGAUGGACUCACAAGACAAGGUGAUACAAGAAAGCAAGCAAGCUUUGCUGAAUCAGGAGGGGGAUUUAGAAGCAGGAGGAGAUCAAUCAAACGGCCUGCCAGUUGAGAACCGAUCAGCGAUGAGCACUGCAAGAAAAGAGAACAAGCGUCUGAUGCAUCAUUACCUGAAACUUGCAUUGCUCCUCAUCACAAUCUCUACGGUCCCUCUGAUUGACAUUCUAUUUCUUCGUGGAUCUGCACUCAAACUUCCAGAUGGACUGAAAUGUGCAGUCUUCUUCGCAUUCACGGGCUUUGUCGCUGCCAUUUGCCUCUUGUUCAACACCCUGAAGUUGAUGACAAUCAAGCCAGAGCACAUCAUCAUCCCCAUCAACCAACUCAGAGCUUCCAUAGUCCUCUUGGCUACCUCUAUAUCCUCCCUUAUUCUGACAAGCAUUUCCAUCACAUGUUCUCUGAUUCCUAAAGCCUAUUACUUCCUGCCCAUUUCAUUGCUCCCUUCAAUCCUUGCUGGUGUUUUUCACUUCAUUUAUCGCGGCAAAUUUGAAGACAGAGAUGUGACGCCUGAAAAGAGUAAAAUUCUGAAGAAGGCUCUGAAGAGUGCGACUCAGCUCACCUUAUCUCUGGUGACCACAUCUUUCUCUGGCUUCAUCGGUGAUCUCCUUGGAAUCUAUCACAAGACAGAGAAAUUGGGUGACCAGUAUUCGUUCGUCAAGGUGUCCAUCUUUCUCAUGCUCGGUGCAGGCGUCGCUGGAAUCUUGGCGUUGCUCCUUUGUAGAUUGCUGUCCAAAAAUGGAGAUCAACCGGCGGCAGACGACGCGUCGGGAAUAUGGUGGCAGAAGACGAUACUAGCCAGCGCAAACAUCGUCACGCUCGCGAUGCUAGUGCCGGCGCUGCUGUUGAUCGCGGCGACAAUCCUGCACGGGCUCCUCCUGCCGGCCGUCGUCUUCCCUACUGCUGCCGGAGCUGCCGCGUGGGUGUUCAUCGAGUUCUUUACCGCGGCAGGCACCGACGACGACGACGGCGGCCGCACGGAGGAGGACGGGAAGGCCGAGCUGGGCACGAUGUACGCCAUCUCGGUGGCGGUGGCGUCGGUGUCGUUCGGGGCCAUACUCACCGUGUUCGGCGGGCUGCUCGGCGGCACGGUGGGCAAAGGGCAUCUGAAGGUUUCCACGUUCUUCCUGGCCUCGGCGUUCGUCUCCGCGGUUAGCCUGGGGGUGGUGGCGUCCACGGCGCCGGCGAGGAAGGCGAGCGUGGCGGUCGCGGCGGCUGUGCUGGCGUGCUGUGGGAUGGGCACGCUCGUUCUCGCCGCGCUCGCUCUCUUCUAUCAAAUCGGCGCAUGAUGGAGUGCUUCGCCAAGCCAGCUGCCGGCUGCAAGCGUGUGCACCGCAUGCAUUGCGGUGCGGAUACUUGGUCGGCUAUUAAGUGGAGAAAACGACGGCACUGUGCACUGAAAGGGCAUUCAGAUCAGCGGUUACAUACCAUGAUGAGAUUUGUUGCAAUCCAAUAAAAAGUAACAAAAAGUAUCUCGUGGUACUAGUACAUGGUACCAAAUCGUUUUUUGAUCGUUGGAUCU
Molecule: messenger RNA, 1822 nt
Organism: Oryza brachyantha (malo sina)
Lineage: Eukaryota; Viridiplantae; Streptophyta; Magnoliopsida; Poales; Poaceae
Exons: 4
Coding region: 108-1589 (493 amino acids)
Source: RefSeq, a predicted model, not a curated record